Entamoeba invadens IP1 is the source of this 1620-nucleotide messenger RNA. Its product is annotated as serine/threonine protein kinase, putative. Gene Ontology annotation, molecular function: protein kinase activity; protein binding; ATP binding. The transcript has a single exon. The coding region runs from base 1 to 1620 and encodes 539 amino acids. Gene Ontology annotation, biological process: mitotic cell cycle; protein phosphorylation; regulation of cytokinesis. NCBI's taxonomy places the organism in Eukaryota, Evosea, Mastigamoebida, Endamoebidae. The record is from RefSeq and is a predicted model, not a curated record. Gene Ontology annotation, cellular component: cytoplasm; spindle pole; centrosome.
AUGAAAGGGAAGGGGAGUAGCAAGAAGGUGAUAUCUAUCAACGACCCGUCUGUAGCGAAAGACUUUAGUCCGAUUUCACAAAUAGUCGAGGAAAACGGAAAGAAAGUGACUCGGGUCUGGGAGAAAGUCAAGUUUUUAGGAAGUGGUGGGUUUGGGACGGUCUUCAAAGUAGUCGAUAAGAAGACACAAGAGGAACUUGCCGUGAAAGUCAUAUUAAGAGAACCACUUAAAGGCACGGUAUUACAGAAGUUACGAAGUGAGGUCCAAAUACACUCAGAUCUUGACAACGAUAGAAUUGUAAAGAUGAGAGAAGUGUUUGAAGAUGUCGAGAAGAAGUACAUCUACAUCUUGUUGGAUCUUUGCAACAUGGAAACGUUAAAGGAAGUUUCUUCAAGGCGAAGAAGACUACAUGAGCCCGAGAUAGCGUAUUGGAUGAAAGAGGUGAUUGAAGGCGUCAUCUACUUACACCAACAAAAGGUCAUCCACAGAGACUUGAAGCUUGCCAAUAUAUUCAUUCACGACAUGCACGUCAAGAUCGGCGAUUUUGGACUUGCGGCACAGUUGGAUUCGAACAGCACAACGAGAAAAACGAUGUGUGGUACUCCAACGUCAAUGGCGCCUGAAAUUAUUACUAAAACUGGACAUUCAUAUGCGGUCGACAUUUGGGCGAUUGGAGUCAUGUUGUAUUACCUCAAGUUUGGGAUGACCCCCUUUGGAUCGACUUCUCGCGAUCACGUUUAUGACAAGAUCAAAAAAUGUGAGUACGGAUUCCCGCCGACUAAAAGAAUAUCAGACGCACUUGUGAAAUUGAUUGAUAACUCGUUAAUGAAAGACCCAACAAAACGACCGACCGCAGACCAACUGUUGCAGUUUGCCUUUUUUGAUCCACACGUUGUGCCUGCGUCGUUACCAGAAGACUCUCUGAUGCACGACAUUGAUAUUAGAAAUCUUGUGUAUUGUGGAGAAAAUGAGGAUAAGAAGGUGCAACUACCCGAAAUUGAAUCCAUCAAGAGGUCGAUGAAGGCUAUGAUCACGAAACGACCAGCCGUCAAUGCUGUGGUGACUGAAGGGAAGGAGUAUAAUGUGAUCAUCGAUUAUUUAGACAAAACGGAUAAGUACGGUGUGAUCUAUUUGAUGGAGGACUCCACUGUUGGUGGGAGGUUCAACGACAACACGACCAUCUUUUUUUAUGGGGACUAUUAUUCAUAUUACGGGAAAGACUUAUCGAAGCUCGACGUUGCUGCGAACGAAAUCGAUAAACAGACUCACGAUGUGAACAAGAAGUGCCGCAUUAUCAAAGGAUUUUUGAAAAAUUUGGAGGGAGGGGAUAAGACGAAAAAGGAUUUGAAAAUGUGUUUGGUGAGGAAAUACAACAAGGAGGAAAGGUUUUCGACGUUUAUAUUUGAGGACAACUCGAUGGAGAUAUUCUUUGGGAAGGAGGUUGCGUACUUUGUGAACCCAUAUCAGGAGAAUUUGAUUGUGAUCAAGAAUCGGCAAAAGUACCCGUUUGAGCUGGAUAAAAGCAAAAUUCGACAAGUCGACCCGAGGUGUGAUGAGCAUUUUGGAUUGCUGAAUUUGGUGUUGGACGAACUGGCGAAUAAGAUUGUGGUAAUUAAUUGA